Messenger RNA from Paramecium sonneborni, 1428 nucleotides. The record is from the annotation of a GenBank genome assembly. Lineage: Eukaryota; Ciliophora; Oligohymenophorea; Peniculida; Parameciidae.
AUGAAUCAAUCAAAUCAAUGUCCUACACACAAAGAAAGUUUUGUGGGCUAUAAUAUUGAAAAUUCUGAUAUUGUCAGACCAAUCUGUUCACGUUGCAUUCCUUCACUCAGUAAAGGAUAUUUUGGAGAAUAACGAUAUCUUAAUUUUGAAUAAGCCACACUAUUACUAGAUUAACUUAAAUCAGCUGGAUUAAAAUAAUACAAAUCAGAAAUACUUGAAUAAUUUGAAUAAACCAUUAAUCAAUUAACUUCAUAGUUGAAAUUCUUAUUAGAUUAAAUUUCUGUUGUUUUUGAUUUAAUUAUUCAAUCAGAUCCACAAUAAGAAUUUUUAGAUUCAAAAGAUCCUAAAUUUAUUGCUCAAGUAUUACAUGAUAAUUGCUAAUAUGAUAUCCACUAAUAAAAAUAUAAAAUAAAAUCAUAAAAUGCUAUUCACAUUAGAUUCAAUAAAAUUAUUUCUAAAUCUUAAAAUCAUAUGAAUGAUUUUUUUGAAAGUAUUAAUUCUUAGAUUAAUUCUCUGAAAAAAGAAGAAAUAGAACUAUCCCAAUCAACGAGUAAUCACAACAAUAAUCACAAAAGUUAUAGAGAACUAUUUAAACUCAAUACAAAAAUACUACAAGUUAAAUCUCUUGUCUAUUAUGAUAAAUUUAAAUGGUUAUUCUCUGCAGAUUAAGAUAUCAAAAUAUUACAAUUUGAUCUUAAAACUAAAUAAUUAAUUCAAGAGUUAUCUGCUCAUUCAGAUAGAAUAUCAACACUUCUUAUUGUGAAUGAUACAUUAAUCUCUACUGCUAUUGAUAAAUCAUUAGUCAUUUGGAAUCUUGAUAAUGCUGGAAAAGUUGAAAUAAAAACUAAAAUUAAUACUAAAUCUAUGAUUCUUUAAUUAAUUAGAUACAAAGAUUAAUUUGCCUCUAUCAAUGAUGAUAAAGUUUUGGCAUUUUGGAAUGAUACAAAGUGUAUAAGUGAAUUAAAGAAUAAAAUUGAAAUUACAAGUAUAGAUUGUAAUCAUGAUUAUUCUUAAAUUGCCAUAGGUUAAAUAGAUGGUAUCAUUAGAAUUAGAAAAGAAAAAAUUAACUUUAAAUUAGAAAGCCAUUUCGAUUGCAUCAAAGCACUCAAAUUUAUUAAUGAAUCUUAUUUAGUUUCAGGAGGAUGGGAUAAAUAAAUUAAAAUAUGGAUGGAAUUAAAAAAUGGAGAUUAUAAUUGUAUUUAAACUAUUUAUGAUCAUAACUCUUAUAUUAAUUUUAUUUAAUAUGUAGGAGGAUAUCUUAUAUCUACUGAUGAUGAUAAGAUUAUAAAAAUAUGGUAAUUUGAUAAAACAUGGAAAGAAUUAACUUAAAUAGGCCGAUAUCCUUUAGUGACAUCUAUUCAUAUUUACUAAAGGAUUUGUUUCUUGGGAUUCAAUGAUUCAUCAAUUUAGAUACUUUAGUUUAAUUGA